AUGGGCCGUAGUAACAUUGCUUGUUUUACCGGAUAUUCUGGGGAAUGUCCAAGUGCUCCAGCAAUCCCAAAUGGUUCGCCGUGCAUUGAAGAAGUCCAUCUUUCGUGUCGUCGAUGUUGCCGAGAUGUUAAUGGUACAGGUCUAUGUGAACCUGAACUAGGGGCGGCGGAUCUCGUUGAUGGAACUUGGUGCGCCCAAGGUUACUGUCGGAAAUCAAAAUGUGUCAACGAAGCUGCAGACUAUGUUACCAGACAUUUGAAUGUGCUCAGCGACCGAAGUCGUAUAUGGCCAAUUAUCCAGUCAAAUAUCGUCGCCAUCAUAGUGCUUUUAUCAAUUGCAAUAUAUAUUCCAAUUGGAUGCUGCAUCAGGAGAGCUUUUGCUCACCCUCGAGUUAAUAUGUGUUUCGCUACAACGCAUUUCCGUCAGUUCGGGUAUAUCAGGUGGAAUAUUUUCAGUGCAUGGCACAAUGAUUCAAGAUUCCAGUGUCUUAAACGGUUAGCAAUUUGUGUCUCACGAGCUACUUAUUUACAAACCUGCCUCACUUUUUAUUUUUCUGGUAUCUCUAUAUCGAAAGCACACGGUUCUUUCAGUUGUUAG
Messenger RNA from Cooperia oncophora, 597 nucleotides. Lineage: Eukaryota; Metazoa; Nematoda; Chromadorea; Rhabditida; Trichostrongylidae. The record is from the annotation of a GenBank genome assembly.